Schizosaccharomyces japonicus yFS275 is the source of this 1602-nucleotide messenger RNA. Its product is annotated as zf-C3HC4 type /GCN5-like N acetyltransferase fusion protein. The transcript has a single exon. Gene Ontology annotation, cellular component: spliceosomal complex. Lineage: Eukaryota; Fungi; Ascomycota; Schizosaccharomycetes; Schizosaccharomycetales; Schizosaccharomycetaceae. The record is from RefSeq and is a predicted model, not a curated record. Gene Ontology annotation, molecular function: metal ion binding; acyltransferase activity, transferring groups other than amino-acyl groups; transferase activity. The coding region runs from base 1 to 1602 and encodes 533 amino acids.
AUGGAAAAAGAAGAUAAUAAGCCAGCAACAGCUGCUACGACUUCUACAACAGUUCCUUUAAUUAGGAAACGACGUGGAGGUGCCAAUCGUCGGAACAUUCUUCGUAAAGGAAUACAGUCGGAAGACACCUCAGAGGGAAAAGUUGCCGCGAAAACAAGCACAGACUCUUCGUCAGACGACGAGGAUGAGACCACAGAGACAUUAGAAGAAACGCGUUCCAUCCUCCAGCGAAAGCGACCAGGAGCGUCUGGACGGUUACGUAGGAAGGAUGAAGAAGCUGAGACGAACAAAACGAAUGGAAAAGACAGUGUAAAUAAGGAUGCUUCUACAGCAGACAUUGACGUCCAGUAUGCAGCAGAUUUGAGUGUCACUGGCGACAGCCUAAACACAUCCACUGUUUCCAUUCCAAAAUCCGAACAGGAGGAUCGGAUCCUGGGUCGUUCGACCAACGACGUGUCUUUGAGCAGUGCUCGCGGUACUGCGUACACUGACUUUCUGCCAAAAAGGGAGUCUUAUAAUAAGAAGGCACAUGCUGGUCCCGUAACACCGUCUGCUUCAUCAGCAGCGUUACGAACAGUUACCAUUGUGGACUAUCAGCCUGACGUUUGUAAGGACUACAAACAAACGGGAUACUGUGGCUAUGGUGACAGCUGCAAGUUCUUGCACGAUCGUGAAGACUACAAAGCCGGAUGGCAGAUCGACCGAGAAUGGGAGCUUGUUCAGCAGCGGAAGCGACGUCCUGGCCAACAAGAGUCCGCGGGUUCAGAACCCGAUGGUGACAAGACGAAGAAGGAGGAGACUAUUCCGUUCGUAUGUCUCAUCUGCAAGCAGGACUAUAAAAAUCCCAUCGUCACAUCUUGCAAACACCACUUCUGCGAGCUUUGUGCUAUAAAACGUUUUCGUAAAACUCCCACAUGUGCUCAAUGCGGGAGCGAUACAAAAGGACUGUUUUCCGUUGACAAACAGUUUAAUAUUCUCAUAAAAAAAAGGGAGGAGGCCAAACAACAAAAAGGGGAGCAAGCGCGAGAAGACAACGGCGAGGAACCUCUUGAGCGAACGAAACAAGAAACAGCACCCCCUUCCACUUCUACGAAUGUCACGACCCCGUCCUCAGUUACACCUAAUAGAAACGAUUCUCCAUACUACAUGGCUAACUUAACCGAGUCAAACAUCUCUGACUUCAAACGGCUGAUACAGGUCCUCUUAGGUAUGAACUAUGGCAAGCGGUUUUACAAGGAAUGUCUGGCAAGCCCGUCUCUAGCAAAAACAGCAUAUGUUGGUGACCUGCUCGUAGGAGCAAUCCGCUGCACUCACUUACCGGAGGAAGAGUCUUUGUAUAUAGCUGUGCUCGGCGUCCUUGCGCCGUAUCGCAGGCUAGGUAUUGGGCAGCAACUUCUCGAACACGUAAAACAAGUCGCCAAACAAAUGGGUGUUGGAAAGAUUACACUGCAUGUCCAGACAUGCAAUGAGGAUGCCAUCGCAUGGUAUCAGCAUCGAGGCUUUCGCACCGUUAAACGCAUUGAAAACUGUUACGUACGAUUGGCAGUUAAAAGUGCAUAUCAAAUGGUUUUGGAUACCACGACAGCAAAGCAAGACGUUUAG